This is a messenger RNA of Durotheca rogersii, 852 nucleotides long. RefSeq lists its product as uncharacterized. The transcript has 3 exons. Lineage: Eukaryota; Fungi; Ascomycota; Sordariomycetes; Xylariales; Xylariaceae. The record is from RefSeq and is a predicted model, not a curated record. Bases 1 to 852 code for a protein of 283 amino acids.
AUGGCGGACCGGUCCGACGAGAGGGCGCACGAGGAGCCGGCCUUCAACCCAGCCGCCGAUGUCGAGAUGGUCGAGGGGGACGAGGCUGAGGCCGCCGCCGCCGCCGCCGCCGCUGCUGAUAAUGCUGAAGAGCUCCCCUUUCCCGAAGGUGGCGAUAGCGAGCCGCGCCUCAGCUUCAUUAGUUAUCUGACCAGCCCGGUCGUUACUAUCCUCGUCGGCGCCGGCGACUCCGAGACCAUUCUCACUGCCCACCAGGCGCUUCUUACCCAGAGCCCGUUUUUCUCCGACGCCUGCGCCGCCUUCACAGACGACGGGAGUCCGCGGCAAGUUGAACUCCCGUCUGAGGAGAUCGAUGCCGUGGGUUGCUUCCUGGAAUACCUCUACACCGGCGACUACUUCCCCCGAAAGCUUCCCGGCCAGCGGCUGCUAGAGCAAGACCCCUCCAUCCCUGCCGUUGACGAGACCGGCGAACAGCUCCUGAAGCAUGCGCGCGUCUACACCUUGUCGGAGAAGUUCGGGAUGGAGAAGCUUAAAGGGCUUGCGAGUAGCAAAAUCCACUGCGUAAACUCGACGGCCAAGGGCGAGAUCGCCUACGCCCGCUACGUCUACCAGUUCACCAGUAAGGACGACACGGUUAUUCGGGCCCCCGUGGCCAAUUUUUGGGCCACGCGCAGUCACACCCUGCGGGCCGAGGCGGAGGAGGAAUUCCGCUCGCUGUGCUUGGAAUUCCCUCAAUUCGGCUACGAUGUUCUCACUCGCGUCCUGGACGAGAAGCUCAAGCGAGAGCGCAACGAGAAGAUGCACCCGGCGACCGGAAGUGCGCGCAAGCGGGCUCGACACAGCAACAUAUAA